This is a messenger RNA of Metarhizium brunneum ARSEF 3297, 1410 nucleotides long. It is a transcript of the gene TAD2, whose product is annotated as tRNA-specific adenosine deaminase TAD2. Gene Ontology annotation, cellular component: nucleus; cytoplasm. The record is from RefSeq and is a predicted model, not a curated record. Gene Ontology annotation, molecular function: tRNA-specific adenosine-34 deaminase activity. Lineage: Eukaryota; Fungi; Ascomycota; Sordariomycetes; Hypocreales; Clavicipitaceae. Gene Ontology annotation, biological process: tRNA wobble adenosine to inosine editing.
AUGCCGCUGCUUCAGUCUCUCGGGCUGGCACCUGCCACAAAUGCCGUUCGCAAGCUGUUUGGUUGGUUGGGACCCAAGAAAGAAAACGAAAAGGACGGACUGAGGGUCCCGCCAUCCUCUGAUACAGAAUCGAGUUUGGCCCAUCAUUCACCGCAGACCUCGCCUACAGACACCGACACAAACGCGUCAAGACGGCCACAACCCCCACAAGUUACCAUCCCGCAUACCAGCAAUCCAGACAUCAUGGUCGUGGCUGACCCGUGGCUCUCCCAAGAAGACAAGGAGAACCGUCCGCCGGGAAAGGAUGAUGGUUCAGACUUGGUUGGCCCCUUCAAGAAGGUGGCCAUUGAUUCACACGCUCCCGCGAGUGCUGAUGCUGCUGAUACCAAAGACGUCGAGGAGGCGAUUGAAGACCCCGCCGUUUUGGCCGAACGGGCUCACCACCUGCGGUUUAUCGAGGAGGCCCUUGACAUGGCUCGUCUUGCCUUGCGGACAAACGAAACUCCUGUGGGCUGCGUGCUCGUACACAACGGCACCAUUAUCGCGAAAGGCAUGAAUGCCACCAAUGUUACGCGCAACGGCACCCGGCACGCGGAAUUCAUGGCCAUCUCAGCACUCUUAUCCGAACCACGCCGAAAUGGCCCUCGCCAGACGUCACUGAGACCAAAGGACCUCCCCAGGCGGUUGCCCAAGACGCCUGACGAUGCUUCCGAUGCAAGCUCGGUUGAGUCAAGGCGCCCAGACGAGGGCAACGAAGACGGGAAGAAGGGCCAUCUAUAUCCAUACGGACAGAAAAUCCAUCCUGGAGACAGGGUUAGCCGCGAGAUCAUUCGUGAAUGCAUUCUCUACGUCACUGUCGAACCUUGUGUGAUGUGCGCAUCUCUCCUUCGUCAGCUGGGUAUCAAAAAGGUGUAUUUUGGGGCCGUCAAUGACAAAUUUGGUGGCACUGGAGGUGUCUUUAGUAUUCAUGCCAACUCUCUCCCUGUCAGGGAGGACGGGCAAACCGCGAGCGCACAUCCUACUCCUCGGCCAUCGCAGCUUCCGGAUGGCAGUGGAACAUUAGGGACGUCGUACCCACCCGGCGGAGGAGACGGUGGCAAUGUAGAAGAGGGAUAUGAGAUUGAGGGGGGUUGGGGUCGCGAUGAAGCCGUCGGGCUCUUGAGACGAUUUUACGUCCAGGAGAAUGGACGAGCUCCCGUACCUAGAAAGAAGGAGGGAAGGGCGGCUCGACUAGCAGCGAUGAUGGAAAAGGAUGAUGAGGCUGGUGUUGACGGUCCCACCGUCGAUGGGGGCCAAGAACAGGAUGCAGGGCUCCAGCAGGAGGACGCUGUGGACGCAAGCCAUGACCCAAACAUGGCCGCGAAUGGCUCGCCGGAAACACAAGUCGAUUCGGCUUGGGUGGUUGCAUGA